CUCUUCAUUGAGUACAUUGUGUCAAUUUUGAAAUAAUGUGUAAUUGCAAAAUAUUUUAUCAUAAAAGCGUUUUCAUGGAAUGCCUAUCUAUAAGUUGUUAAGUUAUUAAUUUUAUUUGGAUAAGGUUUUCAAUCUCAGUUAAUUUAAGUGAUAAAGUAAAAAGUAGGGAAAGAAGUAUUGGAUUUUUUAAUUCCGAAGCCCUAAUUGUGUUUCUAUGGUGUACCCGCAACAUCAAAACAAGUUCACAAUUUAGUUCGUGGUUAUUCGUUGAUGGAUAAUGGCGGCAACCAAUAUUCUUCUACCCGCUUGUAAUUUAAAAUUAAUGUGCCGACUUACGAGGAUACAUCGAGUGCUAUUGUUACAACGUGUAGACAUAUUUUUAGGAUUUCUUAAGAAAUGUCUGACAACGAAGUUGUUAAUGCCUGCUUAGAUGAGGAUUGGCUUGCAGAUUUGAUAAAGGAAUAUGAAAAGGAAGCCACAGAAGAACUUAAUUGGGUGAUCGUAUUUCUGCAGCCAAAAACGCGGCAAACAGUAUGGGAAAUGUGCGCAAUUCUCGACGUUCUCGGUAAAGGUGUUCCCGGUCAGGCCUGCUAUCUGAUGGAGCGCUACCUGGCCAUACAUAUGCGAAAGUUUUUACAGCAAUCACGUAGUGUCGAGGAGUGGAUCACAUACAAGGCUUUGGUCAAUUCACGGUUAAACCAAAUAAUGCUGGGCUGCGUGAUUCUUGCUGGCAAGAUGAUGAGCAACAACCCUUCAUUGGCCGCCAACAUCGUCCAUAACAAUCUAUUGAGAAAGGGCGUAAGAGGCUACUCCAAGAAAGACAUUGUGGAGUUUGAGUUCCAUGUAUUUAAAACUUUAGAUUUCCGCCUUCCUUUGUGGUCGACUCUGGAUACCAGCGAGUACCUGUUGAAGCGUCUAGGAAUCGAACGUGCCAAUGUAGCACUGGCAACGAGCUUGAUGAAUGACUUGGCUGAAUACUAUCGCCAUGACAUAGAUUAUCGUACAAGACUCUGGUCUUUGAGAAAUACGCCGAGUUCUUCUACAUCCUCGUCUAGUAUGCCAUAUCCUAGACGUUUGUAUAAUUUACAUUUCUGCGCGGGCGUGGUGGCAGCUGCCAUCAGGUUCAUGAAUCACCCGAUGGAUUCCCCCUGGGUCAGGCUGGCCCAACUCGUUCGAGCCUGCCCUGCCUACAUCGGUGCUAUUGCAAACGAUAUAUACUGGGUGGCGAUGGCUCCCAACAAGAAAAACAAAUCCCCGGAUCAAAUAGGACCAGCAUCCAAGAGAGUAUGCCAUUAAAAUGAUUAUUUGGUACUAAGGGUACGUUCAAGAUAAGGUGAUGCUGAUUUUAGGUUUCACAAUUUGACUAUAACAAUAAUAAGCAAACCAUGACGAGCUGUACCUUUGAGAUCUAUCAGGAAUCAUCAGACUUUGUGCCAUAUUACAUGUAUUUUGUGUAUAUGUCUGAUAACCAUUAUAUUAUCGUCAUAGUUAAAUGGUGAAACCCACCUUAAUUGGUUUAUUAUAUUGGUGGUGGGUUAUACAUUUGUAUAUAUAUUUAAGUACAUAAGUUUAUUAAUUUACGAAAAUAUGUAUGUAAAGUAAUACAACUUAUCUCUUGUUUAGAACGCUACGAGAGUUACAAAUUUCCUUGGAAAAUAAACUCGCGGUUCUUAUUGUUUUUCGAUGAGAUUUCCAUUUUUUUAUUUUUGUUAGUAUAGGUACCUCCUACCUAUUAUGUUAUUUCGCUUGUGAGUAAGAAACUCCUUCAAGGGUUGGCCAAUCAAAGGUGUGACUUAUUAGGUAUCCAAUGAAUGGAUAGGGUAUACUAUUAGAUAUAAUUUAAGUUUAUUAACUCGUUACAAACUCGUGUUUGUUGCGUCUGAACUGACCCGAACUGAUGUUUACUUUCUUACUGCAUGCAUAGGUACCUGUUUAUCCUGACAUUAUUUGUAAAUUAAUGCGUAGACAUUUUCUGUUUUGCGACCAACAUGUGCAUGCAAACAAUUUUGGUAGAAUCACGUCAAUAGGUGCACUCUUAGAUUGUUUUGUUAUAAGUUGUUGUUAAGGCUUAAUAAAAGUUUAUACAUCCAU
Helicoverpa armigera (cotton bollworm) is the source of this 2091-nucleotide messenger RNA. RefSeq lists its product as uncharacterized. Gene Ontology annotation, biological process: reciprocal meiotic recombination. The transcript is spliced from 6 exons. The record is from RefSeq and is a predicted model, not a curated record. Bases 397 to 1296 code for a protein of 299 amino acids. Gene Ontology annotation, cellular component: site of double-strand break. NCBI's taxonomy places the organism in Eukaryota, Metazoa, Arthropoda, Insecta, Lepidoptera, Noctuidae.